GUUGAACAAACUUGCUUACUCCCAUGAUCAGGAUCGCGGCCUGCAUCUUUCUUGAAUAGACCGCAGGCUUGUAUGGUUUUCUUUCUACUUUUCCGACAAACUACAUAGCCCAGGCUUUCUCUUGUUCAAAACGACGAGACUUUGCUUGUCAUGAAGCCAAAUUUCCCUGACGGCCUGCGCAUCACGCCUUCUUGCAACCCAUUCUCGGCUGGUCAUCAUUCGCGUGAGGACGAUGCAUUCGGCUGGUCCGCGCAAGCGGAAGCUAUCGAACGAUAUGGCAUCGCGGGUCGUGUAUGGGAAGCAUCGUACAUCAUGGAAGAGUAUCUGAACCCCAAAGCCAUCCUUGACCCUCCUGGUAUUUUUGCUGCAGAGAACAGCAUCCAGACUGCAGAGAACGGCAUGCAUGACAAUGCUACAGAGGACGGCAGCGGUAGCGGAGCCCCGAAGGUCAUUCUGGAGCUGGGGUCAGGGACGGGGCUGUUGAGUGCAAGGAUGGCAGAGCUUGCUUCUCCCGAGGACUUGAUUAUCGCGACUGACUUACCAGAGGUCUGCCCAUUGAUAGAGAAGAACAUCGGCUCUACAAUAAAGCGCGCAGCGUGCACCGUCGCAGUACGGCCUCUGGCGUGGGGAAACGCUGAACACGUUGAGGCGUUACGCAGAGGAUAUUUUUCCUCGCUCAGCUACAAGGCGCUCACGCACGUCGUCUGCAGCGACCUGGUCUACUUCCCCGAGCUUCUCGCACCCCUCCUUCGCGCCUUAUUGUCCGUGACCACCGCGCCCUUCAUAGACCGCGCUUCUCCGCCCACCAUCGCCAUCUCGUACAAAGUGCGCAGCCUCGUGAAAGAGUCCCCGUUCUGGAGCGCGUUCGGACUGUGGUUCAACUUCGCACCGGUCUUUGCGAAGGAUUCGCGCGGGCGAUGGCGGAGGGUGGGUGCGAUAGAAGGCGCGGGGGACGAUGCCAUGUUCCUCUUUGUUGCACAAAGGAAGGCAGAAUCCCUCAACUGGCCCAUUCCAGACUCGGACGAGGAGCUCCUUGGUGGAGUAGGUGCGGAGGGGACCAUGAGCAGGAAAGGGGAUUCUACAUUCGAGUCUCUUUUGCUGAUGGAUAUUUCUGACUGAGCUUGGAGCGCGAGCGGUCUGGCGCGGACUUCUCCCUCAGGUGAAUGUGCAAAGGGGGUAUCCGGCGGUGGCA
This is a messenger RNA of Schizophyllum commune H4-8, 1192 nucleotides long. RefSeq lists its product as uncharacterized. Gene Ontology annotation, biological process: peptidyl-lysine methylation. The record is from RefSeq and is a predicted model, not a curated record. Bases 151 to 1119 code for a protein of 322 amino acids. The transcript has 4 exons. Gene Ontology annotation, molecular function: protein-lysine N-methyltransferase activity. NCBI's taxonomy places the organism in Eukaryota, Fungi, Basidiomycota, Agaricomycetes, Agaricales, Schizophyllaceae. Gene Ontology annotation, cellular component: cytoplasm.